UGCGCCCCUGGAAAUAGACACUAAAGUCGACAAACUGUACAAACAAUCUAGGCCAUUUUUUUGAUCUACUGCUCUGCUAACGCUAUUAACUAUGCCUAUGUAACGUGUCUGUAACCAGCUUCUGACAGACAUUCACUAUGGUGCAUCAAGUUUGUUGGAACCUCUCCAGCGCGCUGACAAUAAACAAUGAUUAAUUUAAGAUGGACUUGUACUGUCCCUGUGUAAGAAUUUCCACAACAAUUUGGCGUCAAUGAACAGGGUCAUUGAUUCUGCCUGCGGAGCUUUCAAGUGAGCGUCUGCAAGGAAAACCGGUGGUGCAUUUUAUUAAGCGUGAGGGAAAUUCCUGUCUGACUAAAAUACGACGAGACUCGCCCAGACCAGAACCUUUCUGUUAUCUGCCCAGGAGGAGACACAUCAUCUGCGAACAAUUGAGGGAUGGCAACUGAUUUCAGAGAAGAAUGCGGCUGUGCCCCACCUUCCUGCUGCAGCGCUGGCUGUGGUUGUGUGUGUGCGCCAGACAGUGGCACUGCAGAAAUGGCAACAACUGCAGACUACCGCUGUGUGUGAGGCAGAUAUGGGCCUACCUCAGACUGAUGGUCGACUCCCUCUAUUACAACACCCUCACCAACUCUGAUGUCGUCAUGGACUCACUGAUGGAACCCAUCUUAUGGAUGGUGGACCUACUCACCCGCAGGUUCGGGGCGGUGUUUGUAUGUCUGUUAGUGAUACUGACCACUUCUAUUCUGCUGGUAGUCUAUGUGGUUAUGCUGCCCGUGAUCUUCGACACGUACUCUCCAUCCUGGAUAGCCUGGCACAUGAGUUACGGACACUGGAACCUUGUCAUGAUCGUCUUCCACUAUUAUAAAGCUACCAAUACUGCCCCAGGAUACCCCCCUACGAUGAAAAAUUCAAUUCCAUUUGUGUCCAUGUGUAAGAAGUGUAUCAUCCCCAAACCAGCCAGAACUCACCACUGUGGCAUCUGCAACACGUGCAUUUUGAAAAUGGACCAUCAUUGUCCGUGGCUGAAUAACUGUGUCGGCCAUUUUAACCAGCGCUACUUCUUCUGCUUCUGUGUCUCCAUGACCCUGGGCUGUGUCUACUGCAGCAUCAGUGGCCGGAACCUUUUCCUGGAUGCUUAUAGUGCUUAUAGUGCUAUAGAGCGCUUCAAACACAUGGACAAAUCAGGUGUACCGGUGACAGGGAAGGGGCAACUCAUAGGCAUCUUACCUCCUGUGCAGAGCACCUACCAGACUCCUCCCUUAACGUUCAGAGACGAGAUGUUCCACAAGAGUGUCAUUUACAUGUGGGUGUUAACCAGCGUGGUGGCUGUAUCUCUUGGGGGGCUGACUAUCUGGCACGCAGUGCUGAUAUCCCGAGGAGAGACCAGCAUAGAGAGGCACCUCAACAACAAGGAGACCAAACGGAUGCGGAAAUGUGGCAAGGUGUACAAGAACUCAUUUAACUAUGGCAGACUGAACAACUGGAAAGUCUUCUUAGGUGUGGAGAAGAAAAGUCAUUGGCUGACGCGAGUCAUCCUGCCCUCUGGACAUGUCCCCAUUGGGAACGGCCUGACCUGGGACAUCUAUCCAUUCAGAAAAGACAUGAUGCCCGUCUGAGCCAAAUACAAAAUAACUGAAUUGAGACUUCUACAAAAUGAGGAAACACCUGAUGUCUGUCUGAUCACUGACCCCACAGACUCUGUCCACACAGAACUACAUCUCCCAGCGGCCCCUGUACCCUACAUAUACUGAUGUCACAUGACCAGGUUUUGGAGACGAGCAGGAGAGUGAAUACUGGGAGGACAACAGGGAAGAGAUGGGGAACGUUUGCUGCUCCUAAGUGAAACAACCCUACAAAAUGUUUCAACCCUGGUCCUGGCACAGGGCUUGUGUAAUAAAGGCCAACCACACUCCA
Oncorhynchus mykiss (rainbow trout) is the source of this 1914-nucleotide messenger RNA. Its product is annotated as palmitoyltransferase ZDHHC16A. Gene Ontology annotation, molecular function: palmitoyltransferase activity. The record is from RefSeq and is a predicted model, not a curated record. Lineage: Eukaryota; Metazoa; Chordata; Actinopteri; Salmoniformes; Salmonidae.